AUGCAAAUUUCCCAGCAACCAGAAGGUUUUCAAUUCUGUCUGACAACAGCUCAGAUACUCUAUGUCAUGUAUGAUGAUGACUAUGUUUUCCAUGGCAUUGUGGAGGCAGAAUUUGGGGUGAGCUGUUGUAACUUCUCAAGGGAUAUGUUCUGUGUUGGACUGUGAUGUUAUGCCUUUCAUAGACUCCUGGUAUGCCUGCACCCUAACACAAGGCCAUUGUGUUCCGGAACUGUUGCUUCUAUUAAAAUAACUGUUGUGUAAGCAAUAUGAUUGUAUUAUUAACUCCCACUAUAUAAGGGACAUGUAACCAUUUAUUCUUGGAGUUCUUCCCUGUGAAAUCAGAGGUGGAUCUCACCUGCAGCUGCUUGUAUUAAAUAAACGUGUAUAAUAAGUUUCUAUUAUAUCAUUAAAUAGUCUUUGCAUUAAUCUUUUAAUCGAAUUUACCACAACAAUACCAUUAAAUCUAGCGGUCAAACAGGGAAAUGGUUCCAAUAAUUUUUCCACCAUUACUUUUUCCCAUAGGGAAUUGGUAUUUUCUUUGUUAAAGUUGGAAUCCGCAGUAGAGGGAAACCGCACCACUGGCCGCCCCACCAUCAUUGUUAUUGUCUUGUUGCCGAGCGGAGGAGCAUCCCGCAGCAUGGUAAAACAAAAACCUGCACAUAUUGACAGAGUGGAAAAAAACUGUGUUCGUUGUGUCCACGUCGUCGUAUUGAAUAGACCAAGGCGCAGCGGUGAUGAAAGAACAUGGUAACCUUAUUAUCUUUAGUGAUAUAGAAACCAACAAUAAACCCCAAAACAAGAAACGACUCGUGAGUCCACGGUAACAUGACCAACACGGAACCAAGAACCCACAAGGGGAACAACAGACAGUUUAAAUAGGCUCCCAAUCAGAGACAAACCCAACGGACAGCUGACACUCGUUGCCUCUGAUUGGGAGUCCACUCUAGCCAACAUAGAAAUAAACACCAACAGAAUGAAACACACCCUUGGCUCAAACUAUAGAGUCCCAGAGCCAGGUGUGUGACAGUACCCCCCCCCUAAAGGCGCGGACUGCGACCGCGCCUCAACUUGAACAAAACAGGGGAGGGCUGGGUGGGCAUUCCUCCUCGGCGGCGGUUCUGGCUCCGGCCUUGCCCACCACCCUCCAAUAAACCCCCCAUAGCGCCCCUGGUCCAGUCUGGCCCCGCUGGCUGGAGCUGAACUGGACGUAGCAGGAGCGGUUAGCUUCAGCUCCGUAGUGGAGCAGUUGACCGGUACCUUACCAGGCACCGGUGACCCAGGCACGGGUUGUGCUGGACUGACGACGCGCACCCCUGGCUUGGUGCGUGGAGGAGGAACAGGCCGGGCCGGGCUGGCGACGCGCACCGUAGGCUUGGUGCGUGGAGCAGCAACGGGCCUUACCAGGCUGACGACGCACACCGUAGGCUUGGUGCGUAGAGCAGGGACAGGCCGGGCUGGGCUGGCGACGCACCCCGUAGGCUUGGUGCGUGGAGCAGGGACAGGCCGGGCUGGGCUGGCGACGCACACCGUAGGCUUGGUGCGUGGAGCAGGGACAGGCCGGACUGGGCUGGCGACGCACACCAUAGGCUUGGUGCGUGGAGCAGGGACAGGCCGGACUGGGCUGGCGACGCACACCGUAGGCUUGGUGCGUAGAGCAGGGACAGGCCGGACCGGGCUGGCGACGCACAUCGUAGGCUUGGUGCGUGGAGCAGGGACAGGCCGAACUGGGCUGGCGACGCACACCGUACACUUGGUGCGUGGAGCAGGGACAGGCCGGACUGGGCUGGCGACGCAUACCGUAGGCUUGGUGCGUGGAGCAGGGACAGGCCGGACCGGGCUGGCGACGCACACCGUAGGCUUGGUGCGUGGAGCAGGGACAGGCCGGACUGGGCUGGCGACGCACACCGUAGGCUUGGUGCGUAGAGCAGGGACAGGCCGGACUGGGCUGGCGACGCACACCGUAGGCUUGGUGCGUGGAGCAGGGACAGGCCGGACUGGGCUGGCGACGCACACCGUAGGCUUGGUGCGUGGAGCAGGGACAGGCCGGAUUGGGCUGGCGACGAACACCGUAGGCUUGGUGCGUGGAGCAGGGACAGGCCGGACUGGGCUGGCGACGCACACCGUAGGCUUGGUGCGUAGAGCAGGGACAGGCCGGACUGGGCUGGCGACGCACACCGUAGGCUUGGUGCGUAGAGCAGGGACAGGCCGGACUGGGCUGGCGAUGCACACCGUAGGCUUGGUGCGUGGAGCAGGGACAGGCCGAACCGGGCUGUGGAGACGGAUAGGAGACCUGGAGUGAAGAGCGGCCACAACCCGUCCUGGCUGAAUGCCUACCUUCACACACUCUGUGUGAGGCAUCCGCACAGGACGUACAGGGCUGUGUACCCGUACUGGCAUAACAGCACGUGACACUGGAGCAGGAUAUCCCGGACCGCGGAGAGGCAUUGGAGACCACGAGCGUUGAGCCGGCACACUCCGUCCUGGCUGCAUACCCACCUUCGCACGACACGUGCGGGGUGCUCGCACAGGACGUACAGGACUAUGCCAGACCACUCGUGGCACAGUACGCCGCUCCGCAUACCGCGGAACCUGCCCCGUCCCAUGCUGCCAUGCCUGAGUACGGGAAGUUGGUUCCGCUCUCCAUCCAGGCUCCGCCAACCUGCCUUCUGGCCCCCCUAACCCGGUGGCCUCCUCUCCAAAUCGCCCUGUGGCAGCCUCCUGCUGCCCAGCCGCCCAUGCCGUGUGCCCCCCCCCUAAAAAAUUUCUGGGGUUGCCUCUCGCCUGUCCGACGUUGACACUGCUGACGCCGCUGCUCCUCUCUCGCCAGGGCCUUAAUCCUAGCCCAUGGCCCUUUUCCCCCGAGCAUGUCCUCCCAGGACCACACUUUGCCCACCUGGGCCAUCGCCAACCUCUCCAUCUCCUUUCCCGGCGCUUCCUCCCAUGUCCAGUCCAAGAUCUGCCCCUGGACACGCUGCUUGGUCCUUGUUUGGUGGGUUCUUCUGUCACGAUCGUCGUACUGAAUAGACCAAGGCGCAGCGUGAUGAACGAACAUGGUUAACUUUAUUAUCUUUAGUGAUAAUAGAAACAACAAUAAACAAAACAAGAAACGACUCGUGAAGUCCACGGUAACAAUGAUCAACACGGAACAAGAACCCACAAACACAAAGGGAAAACAGACAGUUUAAAUAUGGCUCCCAAUCAGAGACAACCAACGACAGCUGACACUCGUUGCCUCUGAUUGGGAGUCACUCUAGCCAACAUAGAAAUAAACACAACAGAAUGAACACACCCUGGCUCAACAUAUAGAGUCCCAGAGCCAGGGUGUGACAGUUGUUUGCAGUAACUUUUUGUUGUUGUUGUAAUAUUGCAAACGGAUGUGGCUGUUUCACCAUUAAGGAUUCCAGCUUUAAUGUUGGAAUUAUUGAAGUAUCCAUGAACAAUUAUGUUUGUUGAAAAGUGGAAAGGGAGAGCUAUAUUUCAAACUAAUUUCUGAGUUCCUAGGUCAAGCCAUGUGGUAACUAGCAUCUUAAUUAACAUUGGGCGGGGGAGAUUGUGGAUUGUUGUCACAUGGAAUGUUGGGAUGGUUGUCACUAUCAAUUCCAUUAUAAUAAAUCACAGUUUACCCACCUUUUUUUGCCUGACAGUUUACCCACCCUUUGCAGAAAAAUGCAUUGAAGGUAUAAGAAGCGUUACUUUUUUCAUUGUGAGUUUACCCACCUAUUUUUUACCACUACAUCCCAGAUUAAAUCCCAAUAUAUUUUGUGCUUGUGCUACUCUUCGUUGCCUGUCUCUCACACACAUAUUUUUUAUGUCACACACCCACACACGCACACAUGUGCAAAUACAUGCAUACACACACAAAUUUACUCAAAAUGUAAUAUUAUAUCCUCACUGCAUAAAAUGCUGAAUUUUGUUAGGAAUAUCGUUCGAUCAAAGAAAGUAUAUUUCUAAGACUGUGUGCUGUAUUACUUCAUUUCCUGUUUCAAAGGGAAUAGUUACUAGCAAACAUUGUGACAACCAACCCCAUACUGUGUGACAUUCAACCCCGCAAUCGGGCUGGUUGUCACAAGUGGACAGGGUAUGUUUGAUGGCUUAUAACUCCAUGUUGGGAUAAAAGUGUAACAACCAACCGGGGUCUCCCCUCCCAUUCAGUAGGCUUGUUGAAAAUGUCUCCACCUGUCCUAGAAAAGUCUAGGCCACCAUCAAAUAAGUGAAAGUUUGAAGGCAUAGUUUGAUGGACCAGUUGCAUUAAAUUAUGCCUCCCAUCAGAACACGCUCACCAGAUACCUCAUAGGAGCAUCAUUCCUCAGAAUAUUUUUUUGUGAAAUAGUCAAUGUUAUUUUUUAAAUGUCUGGUUGAUGGUCAUGUGGGCAGGUACGUUUUCAACGUAAAUAUUUACUGCUGUAGGUUCCCAUGCACCUUGCUGACUAAACUCAACUCCACGAUGUACUUACAGUACUUCAUACAUUACAUAAAUAUUUACUGUAUUUACAAUAUUUACUGUUGUAGAUUCCCAUGUACCUUGUUGACUAAACUCAACUCCACGAUGUACUUCCGUUGAUGUGAAGUACAUCGUGGAAUUGAGUUUAAUCAGCACUCAGCAACCAUGCACCCGGCCCGAUUUAUAGAUUUUAUUUAACCUUUAUUUUAUCAGGGAGUCAUACAGUAUAGAUAUUCCGUAGCCUCUUCGAUGUGGGAGACCUGGAGCCUAGAGACGACAUGUAGCCUACAUAUUAGAUUAUGUCUUACAUUUGAUGUGUGAAGUUUUAUUGUAUACACACCCACUGGGUGCAUCAUGCACGUAAAUGUAAUUUGAUUUGAAAUGUGAAUUUGGGUAUGUGUGCACUUCUAUUCUGUUUGACCUGACGAAGAUCCAGCUAGGUGGAAAUGUUGUUAUUUUCAAAUUAAUUGAUACCGAGAGGUGAUUAACUUGGACAUAAUAUCUCUCACUCAAUUAAUUUCUGUACUGACUGGAGUUGUUGGGCCCAUAGAUUAUGACUUGCAAUUGAAAGUAAAAUUAAUUCACUGCCAUCUACUUUGACGGCUUUUUGAUGUUGGGCCUAAUGUAUAGGAAUAGACGUAAUCUCUCUUGGACAGAUUCCCGUGUAAACGACGAAGUGACCAUUUUCGCGACAAUUUUACUUCUGGGUAACGGAGAUUAGCCUAGACUUGAUCCCUGAGAUAAUAUGGCAACACAGAUCAAUUCAAUUUCAAUGGUUAAGGAAUGGAACCGUGCGCCGGACCGUGCGUGCGUAAUAAUCACCUGUCACAUUAAGAACAUCUUGAUUCUCUGUGGAAGGACAGAUUUUGACAGUUUUUUGCCACCAGAGUCACACUUUCCAAACUGUCCUUUUUCUGUCUCUGGUGUGAGAGGGGAUCCCGAAAGGCAACGAUGACGCAUAUAUUGCCUAUGGAUGGAGGUGGAUGCAGCUCGGGCAACACCAUUGGAAAAAUCUUCGGAAACCCUCUAUUUCCUAGGGGUGUGACGUCUGGGUUUCAGCCCGUGUAAGUAAGAAGACAUAUAAAUACAUAACUCUGUGAUUAACCGUUAUUUACGUAAUGUUACUAAAUACACAUUCCCGGUCUUGCUGUUCAUAGAUCAGUGUUGAAGGCUCCCGUCAAGGCAUUCCGAGGCCAUGUGUUCCUGGAGAGAAUGGUGAGAGACAUGUUGUAGAAUUAUCCUCCCCAGUACUGAUAGUUCGACAUUUUUCUUUUACUUCUAGCAGGGUAGUUGAAGGACUAGGAUAGAACAACGUUUAUUGCUGUGUCAAAUUGAGGUGGUUAGAGAUACAUCGUAAAUGUCCUAAUCCUGACAGCCAACCAAUGAUUUAUAGUAAUCAGUCUUUACCCACGUUCCAUUGGAGAGCUGCAUGAGCUGGUGCAUGAAGGGACUAUAGGGAUAAGAUUAGCAUGAAUGUGUACCUAACAUUUCUAUCUUAACCAUAUGGUCAUGGGUAUUUUUUCUAUCUUAUCUUAUUAUUUUGACUGGUUAUUAUUUGUGUCCAGCUGUCUGCCUCGUCACAUGGCCGUCAACGGAGACAAGCAGGCCACACCAACCGCUGGCAGCUGCACCACCCCCUUGGCAGUGACCUGCAGGGGCAAGCACAAGUUGAGAGAACCAUGAGAGUGGGCAUCAACACAUCACUCAGGACCAUAAGGACAGGUGUGUGUGUGUGUGUGUGUGUGUGUGUGUGUGUGUGUGUGUGUGUGUGUGUGUGUGUGUGACACCUAUGUGUUACAGUUUGACAGAAGUGUUUACAUUUAUUAUCCUAAGAUAAAGGUCUUGAAGGGUACAGUAUGAAGAUUAGUUGAGGUUGGCAGAGGGCCUUGGUUCUUCAAGGAGGUACUCCUCCUAUGUUACCACAGAGCUCUAAGCCAGCCAAAAUCUGUACGUGGCAUGCUGUGUCCACAGUGCCAAAGUCAGCGUGACCCAGCCAAGAGCCCUGCCUACCAGGAGGGGUGCUAGACCCGAUUGGUGCCAACCACGCCAACCUGGUGUUGAGAAACUGGCAAAGUUGUGGGGAGAUUGGCACCUGGAGAGAUCUGACAGCAGCCGGUUUCCAACUAGACUGGCAGUGCCAUCCCAGAGACAAUUAGGCCUUUGACAUCUUCCAGAUACGCUGUGUGCAUCUGUGAGAGCAGAGGAGAGUCACUGGGGAAAACAAUCGCAGAGAAACUAAACUAUUAGGAAUACUUUGUAAAGGUUAAGUUGAACAUGAGAGGUUUUUAUUCAGCACUGAUCAUUUGGGGGGCUUUUACAGUAUCACAACAAUUUCAAUGCAAAUCCAUCAUUGCACCUCCAAACUUAACAUGAAAGUCUGCUAUUGUUAGUGUCACAGAGUCGCACGUGUCUACUGUUGAGUCCAAAACCUCCUUGUGUAUUACCCCUCUCCACACCCCACCCCUCCCUCUCUGUUUGUUUUCCAGCUGACUCUCCACAGCCCUGCACUCAUGAUGAGCCCCCCCUGCCACGGCUUACCCUCCUAGCGAGCACCAGCCUGCCCAGAAGCCCCAGACACUGGUACGCUGCCAGGCCCACAAGGGCACACACUGACAACCAUAGAGAAGGAGAGACAGAGGGAGGACAGUUGAUCAGACAUUUGGGGCCUGCUGCCAGCCGCAUGCAACCAGUAUGGAGCAGGCUGCAUGCCACAUUGGAACAUGAUUAUCUUUAAUUUGGUCUGCUUUUGUGCGGAGCACAAUGGCCACCAUAAAGGGGGCAAACCCACCUGUAGAGUUGGUGAGAUGGUCACGCUGGGAGCAUUUGGGCUGGACGGGAGGGGUGACUUCUGAUGGGGACAACAUGGUUGUGUUUUGAAGGGCUCACCUUGUGUUUGUUCGCUUUUUCAAGUGGCAGACAAGAGUGUGAUGAUUUUACAUUUAAUAAGUCUUUACCGUUUAGAGUUUUCAAUUUGUGUGCUUAUGAUGAUGUGUUUUUGUGUGUAUUUGUUAUGUAGUGUGCCAGGUUAUCCCAGCAAGGCUACUCCAGAGGAUCUGUUCUACCUCCUGUCCCGCAGUGUUGUCCAUUACAACCAACCAGGUUUUUCUUCUUCGUCCGUCUGUCCGUCUGUUCCUCUCUUUCUGUCUCUCUUCCCCCCCCCUCUCUCUCUCCCGCUUUCUCUCAGUCUCUCCCGCUUUCUCUCUCUCACUUUGUCUCUCUCUCCCUUUCCUUCUUCCUCUCUAUCCUGCUCUCUCUCUGUCUCUUUCUCUCUCUCUCUCUCUCUCUCUCUCUCUCUCUCUCUCUCUCUCUCUCUCUCUCUCUCUCUCUCUCUCUCUCUCUCUCUCUCUCUCAAUUUUCAAUUCAAUUUGCUUUAUUGGCAUGACGAAACAAUGUACAUAUUGCCAAAGCUUACUUUGGAGAUUUACAAUAUUAACAUAAUUAAAAGAAUAGUCAUCAAUAUUGUCAACGGGACAACAGUAACAACAAUAAUCAAGGGUCAAAAUAACCAUACAUUGAACAAUAACAAUAUCAAUAAGCAUAGAGGACAUGCGCAGGUUGGUUGGUCUGUCAGACACUGCCCCUCAUCUUAUGGCAGGCAGCAAUGUAGUGCGCUGCCAACCCACAGCUCUCUGCGUCCACCCCAACAGGACGGGUAGCCUAGAGAGGUCUUUGAAACCUUGAAUAAGGGUUUCAAAUUUGGGGAAAUGACACUAAUUGUUUUAUAUUUUUUACAUUUUGUCAGGAAAUGCAGCUCUGUCUCUCUCUCUUUCUCUCUCUCUCUCUAUUACUCUCUCUCUCUCCCUCUUUCUCUCUCUCUCUCGCUCUCUCCCUCUUUCUCUCUCGCUCUCUCUCUCCCCUCUUUCUAUUUCUCUCUCUCCCCUCUUUCUCUCUCUCUCGCUCUCUCUCCCUCUUUCCCUCUCUCUCUCCUUAUUUCUCUCUCCAUGAAUGUUGUUUCCAUUUAUUUUCUCAACUCUUGCCCUUUUUAAAGAGGUGAAAUAUGUUAUGUACCCUUUUAAAAGUAAAGCAACAAAAUGCUUGGAGGGUGCUGUCUCACUGAAAGGUUGACGACCCCCAGUUGAAAAAUGUGCCAAGAAAGGUCAUGAUACCGUAGCAGUGGGAGCAGUCAACAAACGUGACGUCAACAACAACACCAACAACAACUUGCCUGGCUCAGUGUCUUGUCUGUUUGUUGUCAAUGUGUUGUCAGACGUGGUGUUGGAGUGCCUGGGAAGCCAGUGGGAGCUGCACUGCGCUAAUCUCACCAAAUCAGGCACCCUGAGCGACCUCUACAUGUCAACCAGACAGCAGAGGGCAACGGGCCUUCAGGACAGAGCAGGUGCACCGCUUAAAUGUGUCUCCCAGGGGCCAGAGUUGAUCUGAGUACAGUAUCUCUGCAUCUCUUACUGACUUUGCCAUACUUUUUAGCGUUAUCUGUGCUGAGUGUUGGAGAUAAGAGUAUUACAGCCCUAAUGUCUCUGCAUCCUCUCUCUGGUCCUAUCUGUUGUGGGAGACAGACUUCCCAGCUAGCACAUUUGGCUCCUUGGAAGUUGUGGGAACGUACACGGAUCCCCUACCAGAUUAAACCCACCCCAACCCCCCCAUUCUCCAACAGAGCCCCACCCCAAUACCAGACUUAAAGCAGGCAGGAUAUAGAAUUUUAGUAAUUUGAUCAAAUAACAAAAAAAGUGAAGAUAUAAUCAAACAAAAAGUAAAGAACAGUAAAAAUAGUGAUACAAAUUCUAAUUUGGGUAUGUUUAUGGAGUUGUGGGUCCAUGUCUUCCAUGUCUAACUGGGUCCAUGUCUUCUACAAAGGAUAGGAAAGGUUGCCAGAUAUUAUAAAAUGUAAUUGCAGAUCCCCUAACGGACUAGCACAUUUUCUCUAGCUUGAGAUGUUGCAUAACUUCCUUUAUCCAAUGGUUAAAAGUAGGAGGAAACUGAUCCUUCCACUUAAAUAGUAUAAGACGUCUAGCUAGAAGAGUAGUAAAUGCCAGCAUGUUGCCCAUAGAGCUGUUUAGAGGGGCCUCCUGUGGUGCCACUCCCAAUAAUGCAAUAAAGGUUUUAUAGGUCUCACCAGUAUAUUAGAAAACUUCUCAAAAAUGGAUAUCCAGAUAUCUGUCACUUUCGGGCAUGUCCAAACCAUGUGCACUAAAGUAGCAGGAGCCUGCUUACGUCGGUCAUAAGUGGGAUCUAUUUCUGGUCUUAUCUUGGAUAAUUUUGCCUUUGACCAAUGCAGCCGAUGAACUAUUUUUGAUCUCUCUUAGACAAAACAGAUGAAGAAUGUAUUCUCUGAAGCAUAUUCUGCCAAAAUUCAUCUGAAAGUUGCUCACCUAAAUCAUCUUCCCAUUGGUUCUUAAGAGAGCAUCAAAUAAUUUGUUAAAUAUAUAUUUUUUAUAUUUACAGGGGUCCUAAAAUUCCAAAUCAAAUAGCUAAAUGAUCGUUGGUAUGACCUUCUUAAAACAAUUCCAUAUGUUAGCUUGGAGCCCCGGAUGGGCCCCGGGCCCUUAGAUCUUAUAGAAACAUGAAGAAACUUGUAGGAAAUGUUAGAAGCGUUGUUUUUUAAUGUUCUCUGAACUAUUUGAGAAAAUUCCUAAUGUCAAAUCAGUUGGCGAACAUUCCUAGAACAUUACCAAAAUUGAAAUUAAAUGUCACCAUGUUUGAACAUUUAGGAAGCGUUCUGUUAAGUAAUGAAAUACCAAGAAAAGAACUUGUUUUUUGUCAAGUUCCUUAAAUGUGCUGAGAAUGUUCCAAAGCCAAGCAACUGUCCUGCACCAUUCCCAUAGCAUUGUGAGAAGGUUGUACGCAAAAUAACCAUAGGACAACCACGCUCUCACCAAGUUCUAAGAAACAUAUGGUUCUCAGAACUAAAUGUGCUAGCUGUGUUAGUGCCAAAUGCUUGUCCUAUGAGGACAUUUUUUGGAAACUUGUGAGGAAUGAGCACCUCUAUGUAAUGUUUUAUAGAGACAAUCCGGAAUUCAGACAACUUCAUCAGUCCCUUCUGUAAAGACAUACCGUAUGUGAUUAGAUUAUUGGGCUUGUUCUCCCCCAGCAUAUUGGUCUCAUUUUUCUCAUUCAGGAAAUAAAACCAAUAAAUUGGACCUUUCAAGUGUUGUGUAGUUGAUGUUUUCUUGAUGUUUUUCUUUUUUUCACUUAUUAUUGCAAUAUUUGCAUCUUAGGUGUAUCUUUAAGUGUGUGUUUGUGUACAGUUGUGUAAAUAUCUGUCAUCUGAUUACUUCAGACAUACAGUAGUUGUAACCUGUCUCUUCUUGCAUGGACCAGGCAGUGGUAAGAGUGGGAGAGACAAGUCACGCAGCCGACCAGGUAGCAGCAACUCCAGCAGAGACAAACAGAAUGGGAAGAAACCCACAGGCCCCCUGGUCCUCCAACUCUCUGUGAAAGACGCCACCAUCACCAAAGAGGGUAGCUACAAGAAUCAUACACUCAUAACAUACAUCCAAGACAAAUUUCCCCUCGGGGACAAUAAAGUAAAUCCUAACUCCCAUUCGGUUCAAUCACAGUUCAUGUACCCAUAUCGCUCAUACAGUAUACUGACGGCUGAUGAAUGAAAUUUCCCCCAGCCCUCUCCUUUGCCCUCAGGACCCUCUAUAACCCAGAGGCAUGUCCUGAACACUGGGGAGAGGGGGUGCUCUCUACCGCUGCCCUGCUGGGCCUGCCACACCUUUUCCAGAGGUGAGCCAGACUACCACACCACACUACUAGUCCUGGGGAACCCAUAGGAGUGCAUAUUUGUAGCACUAAUACACCUGAUUGAACUAAUCAAGUGCUUGAUGAGUAGUUGAAUCUGACAUGCUAGUGCUGGGUUAGAACAAAUAUGUGCACCCCUGUGGGUCACCAAGUUCCAUGUUUGAACGUCACUACGCCUCACUGUCAAGCAACACCGCUGGGAGGAACACCGUGCUGUAAAACAAUGCUGUGGCGUGCAAAAACAGGCCAUCACUCAGCCAAAACCGAUUAAUCCUGUUUUCAACAAAAACAAGGUCAAGGAGGAACAGGAAUGAACUUUUCCCUGCUUGUAGACAUGUAUGUCACGUUGGAUAACUUAUGAUACUAUGAUGACUCCAGAAUACACACCCAUCUGUUGUGGGACCUAAGUUGGCCCAGUUGAAGUGGUUGAUUCAUGUCCAUGAGAGGGUGGGGAUGGGUUUGAAUGAGAUGAAUCCAUGUCAACAUUGGCUGUAUUUCCUCAGUGUACUGUAAGCAUGAAAUCAUCAACGCGCUUACAAGUGUCCCACCCAGUCACUUAGUCACCCUGGCGGCCCACAUAAAAAAAUCACUACAGUUUACUAUAGAAUACUACAGUACUUACUAUAGAAUUCUGUAGCAAACUGUAGUAUAUUGUAGAAUACUAUACUACACACUGUAAUAUCCCUUGAUCAUGUGUAGUAUUUACUAUUGAAUGUUGUAGUAUACUGUAGAAUACUAUAGUAAAUACUACAGUAUUAUCCACACAAAAAACACAGAAAUGUCAGUAAAAACACUACAGUCCACAAAAACACUGUUUUUUUUGCUAUAGUAAAUACUACAGUAUUUAACUUGCAUAUACCCAUUCCCCUCCCCCAUAUCCCAAUUUGUGCCACCCGUGAGUGAGAAACCUACAUGCCAAGUAUAGACCAUAUAGUGUUUCUUAUAGCAAACUGUAAACACUACAGUAAAGUCCACAGUAAAGUCCACAAAAACACUACAGUAUUCCUACCAUAGUAUACACUAUAGUAUUGUUUCGUGUGUGUAUCGUAAAUAAAGCAAAAGUUUAUUAUGAGGUGACAGACAAUAAGUGUGUGAUUGACAGGUGCCUAACAGAGAUGAUAAAUAAGAUCAGCUCCUCCACUGUUUGUAUCUUUCAUCGCAUGUCCUGCAAGGUAAGCUGGGGUAGAUCGUACUAGCUUGUGGUGUGGAGUGGUUCUAAAAGUUACUGCUCGGAAAUAUACACUAGGGGGAGUCAAAUCUCCUCAAACACAUAAAUGCACUGCUGUCUGAAUAUGUCCAUCCACGUUUGUCUAUGUUGUUGUCUGUAUGUGACGUUUUGCAUGAUGGUAUAUGUUUUUGUGUGUGUGUGUGUGUGUGUGUGUGUGUGUGUGUUUGCCUAUUUUUCCGUGUGGUUCAGUUUAAGGAAACCAGUCUUCAGAGAGCGUGUGAGCGAUGGCUGGAGCUUUACCUGGUGACUGAGUUGACAUGUUUCAUCUACCUAAGAGACUUGCCCUUUGAACUCCUCCACAAGACCCUAAACUCACCCAGGUAGCUGCUAGAAUAAGGUCAAACUUAAACAACACCCUAUUCUAGUCAUAACUCACAUUGUUGGUUUUCUAUGGCCUCCAGGGUCUUUGCUGACUGUGAGUACCAGCUCCUGAAGACAGUGCUGUACUGGGUGUUCCUACAGUUCAACCCUGCAGCUCAGAUCCUUCCCUCCCAUAGGAUCAUUAUGACCUUCUUCUCCAGGUACAGGUCACACAGGGCUCAAGGUGGUAGUCAUCAGGCGUAAGUUUAAUUGUAUUUCUGUUUAAGUGGAGGGAAUUCGUAGACUCCUGUCCGUGAGUAGCAUGUUUGUUCUGUUUGUUUGAACAUUGAUUCUGGUAGACAUGUAACUACAAGCCCCACAAGAUUAUCUCUAGUUAUUUCUCUCUCUCUCUCUCUCUCUCUCUCUCUCUCUCUCUCUCUCUCUCUCUCUCUCUCUCUCUCUCUCUCUCUUCUCUCUUCUCUUUCUCUUUCUUCUCUCUCCUCUUCUCUCUCUCUCAUCCUCUCUCUAACGCUCGUUCCUCUCUUCCGGCCUUCCUACUCUCCUAUUCCUCAGCUCAUCCUCCUCUCUUGAUGCAUACUAAAAUCUUCUUCCUCGUUGGCGAGGGUGGUCUUCUUGACGCCUGUGGACGUUCACCUUCUAUUCCGGGCCCUUCGCUUACAUGGCGUCACUCAACGUGAGUGGCAACGCCAAGGCCAUCGACUUUUCAAACCUCGAUGACAUAACACUAAAACAGUCUGUUUUUCUCUUGUUAUGUUUAUUUGUUACGUUUAUUUGUUAAGUUUGAGUAUUAAUUCAUGUUCACAAGGCCUUUCAUAGUGCAAUCUGUUCAUCAUUACUAUGUCGCAAUGGUGGAAGGAGAAGGACUCUAAACUAAAGCCAGACCUAUUGGCCGCGGCCUCAGUAUGUGACUACAUCACUCUGGCGCCCGUGUCCGAACCAUCAUGCAGCUGGAGACACAUAAAAUGUGUUGCUGCGGGUGCCUGCGGACCAGCGGUCCAUAGUAGAGAAGCCCGUUUUAAAACCAGAUUGAUAUUAAAAAACCACGCAACGUGACUCUUAACCUCUCAGUAUGAUUCUGAUAAGCAGAUCUGUGAAAACCAUACACAGUACACACACUGGGCCAAGCCUAAGUGGGCACACUCUGUGGUAGAGAAAUCAGAAUUAGCUAAGUAACAUAGAUAAUUAAGAUGUCUUAUCUGCAGAAUAUGCUUAUAUGAUUGAACUGUCGAACUCUUGAUAUUAGAAUGUCUCCUUUCGGACUCUGGUGUUGGCAGCUGCACUUCCUCCCUGAUAUGGGCCUCAGUCACCUGGGGCCCAGAGAGGGGAGAAGUCAGGCUUGUCUAUCACAUGUCCCUGUUGCUAUGCAGAAUAUCAGAAAGAGAUUAAGGCAAAGGAGGUCAGAAGGAAACAUUGUUUCCAUAUGUGAGAAUACGUGUUUUUACCUAUUGCGGACCAUGUGAAGGGAUGGCGUGAGUAAUGGGAACCAAUCAAAUGUCUCCAUAAUGUCUGUGUGUCAUUCACCCCCUCCUUUGGCCUCUCUCCUGUUUAGUGGCUGGAACCAUUGUACGUCAUCUCUGAUGUUGCACCUAUCCUGAGAUGGUAUAUAACCCAGAGGCUCACUCCACUCAGUGGGCUCUCACUCUAUUCACUUUGGUGUGGGUAUUGUGACCAGCUCCCUUAUCGAUACGUUUUUUAAUGAAGUGAAAAUUCUGAUGGUGAUUGACCUUGUCUCUCCUCAUUAUUGAUUAAAAUAUCCACCACAGCUCCCAGGCAAAUAACACGUUUUCAUCCUUUGCUUAGACUCCUGGAAUCUGAUUCAUUCUGAAACUCUGCAGAUAUCUUUUCGUUUUUAUUGACUUGAGGAACUGAAUGUAUUAGUUAACAUUAAAUGCAUUUCAGACCAGUUGCAAUAGAUUAUCAUAGGUGGGUUAUGAUUAUGUUUAGGUAUUACAUGGUAACCGUUAACUGUUUUCAUGUAGUUGCUUUUGAAUUGUUAGGCAUUCAUGUGUGUGAGUGUGAAAGGGUAAAUGUGAGUGAUAUUAUGGCGUGUGAGUGUUUGCUUGAUGGCAAACCCUAACCUUUGACACCCUCCAGGAGCCCAUCUAGAGGAGAUGCAGCAGAUCCAUGUCUUUCCUCAGUCCUGGCUGCUCCUCAUCUUCUCCAAGCACUACUACACUGUGAGUUCAUAUAGACAGGCACGCCUAAGAGUAUAAGAGGAUCAUUGGGCAAACAUAUUGUCUUUCUCCAUCGUUCGCCCCCAUCCCAGCUCCACAGUGGAGGAGACAUGCAAGUAACAGAUUUCUCACAACAAGCAGUGCGCUUUGGCAUGGUCAUUGAGAGGGUAAGCUUAACUCACUUAACUCUGUAACUACCUUACUUGGCAAAAUGGCGCAAGGUGAAAAUGAAUCGGUUGUGUAAGUCAUUGGCGCUAUUGUCUUGGUGUCGUCCUACAGGAGCCUCAGUACUGCACGCAAACCAUUGGACUUUAUGGCUUCUACUUCCUGCUUAAAGCAGCCAGCAUGGGAGAGCCGGACUCACAUGGCUUCUCUCUGCAGGUCAGGGUGCAUCAACACUGUGUCUGCAUCUCAAAUCGGGAUAUUUGCUCUCGAGUGCCUAUGGCAAGGUUCAGAGGAGGCUGGUGGGAGGAGCUAUAGGAGGACAGGCUCAUGGUAAAGACUGGAAUGGAAUGAAUGGAACGGUAUCAAACACACCAAACAUGGAAACCACAUGUUUGACUCCGUUCCAUAAAUUCCAUUCCAGCCAUUACAAUGAGCCCGUCCUCCUAUAGCUCCUCUCACCAGCCUCCUCUCUCAAGGUUAUAAGUAAUAACCAGCAGAUACAUUACACCAAGUAAACAUAGCAUAGACUGCCGGAUGAAUGGCUGUGUACCUGUGUGUCCACUGCAGAGACUGAGACACUGGGACCCUGCCAUGUCUGUGCAGGCGUGUGAAAGGCACCCUUUCAGUAUGAUGACAGAGCGGGCCGUGUCCUAUCAGAUCAACGUGCAGGCCCAAAUGCACGGCCAGUGGCAGGAGUUCAACAGUGGUCCCAUCAGCCAGGAGUUUGGCCUGAGCAAGCGCACCUGCAAGAGCCAGGUAUGGAGGGAGGAUGGCUUGAUGCAGGAACAGGGAGGAGGGAGUUGGUGGCUGGGUGAUUUCAGGACAGGAGAUAGAGUCUAGUACUUUCAUUCUAUAUGAGUACUGCAAUGUCUUGAUUUCUCACAUUAGUUGGAUACAAGUAAAUUGCUAUUUCUGUGGGGAAAAUGUAGCUUAAACAAAGAAACUUCAAGAGGAUUGACUCGAAUACUAGCUAACAGGGCAUUGUAUCCCUAUUUCUGUUGUAGUUAGAGGGUUCUACUAGCUGAGUGCUGAACUGCUGUAACUCUUCCCUCUGUGUGCAGGUGUUUAAAGUGAGGGGCCUCAGCUUGCCCAUCUUCGUGACCUUCGCCCUGGCCUUCCCUGCAGUCUGA
This is a messenger RNA of Coregonus sp. 'balchen', 16161 nucleotides long. The record is from the annotation of a GenBank genome assembly. NCBI's taxonomy places the organism in Eukaryota, Metazoa, Chordata, Actinopteri, Salmoniformes, Salmonidae.